CCCCCGGCCCCCGGCCCCGGCGCGCUAGCAGCCAUGGUGGGCCGGCUGAGCCUGCAGGAUGUGCCCGAGCUCGUGGACACCAAGAAGAAGGGCGACGGCGUCCUGGACAGUCCAGACUCGGGGCUGCCCCCCAGCCCCAGUCCCAGUCACUGGGGGCUCGCGGCGGCCGGGGGCGGCGGCAGCGGCGGGGAGCGCGCGCCGGUCCCCGGGACGGUGGAGCCCGACGCGGCGGCGACCCCCGCGGCCCCGAACCCAGCGUCUCUGCCCAGCCCUCUGACCUUUGCCUGCUCACCAAGGCUGUGCCCUCUGUCCUUUGGCGAAGGAGUAGAGUUUGACCCCUUACCACCGAUGGAAGUAAGGUACACGUCGUCCGUCAAGUAUGACUCCGAGCGGCACUUCAUCGACGACAUCCACCUGCCCCUGGGCCUGGCAGUGGCCUCCUGUAGCCAGACCGUCACCUGCCUCCCCGACUCCACCUGGCGCAGCUACAAGGCGGAAGUGCGCUUCGAGCCCCGCCACAAGGCUGCCCGCUUCCUCAGCACCACCAUCGUCUACCCCAAGUACCCCAAGACCAUCUACACCACGACGCUGGAUUACAACUGCCGCAAGACGCUGAGGAGGUUCCUGUCCAGCGUGGAGCUCGAAGCCUCAGAGGUCCUGGGCAGCGACGGCCUCUCCGAUGAGUGCUGACGGGGGUGGGGUGGGCUUGGACCGGCUCUUCCGCUGCCCUCGAGGGGCCCACGUGCUCCAGAGGAGUCUGGCCUCGUCGUUGUCCCUCAAAGUCCGGCCUGGGGAAGAAAACAAUGUCACAGCCUCUUAUAGUCAUGGAGAGAAUUGGGUUUUUAAAAGUGUUCAGAUUGGUCUCCAAAGGCAUGUAUUUCUCAUUUGCUGCUGCAUGGCUUCCCCAAAGUCUCAAUUUGUUG
This is a messenger RNA of Lontra canadensis (Northern American river otter), 923 nucleotides long. RefSeq names its product refilin B (gene RFLNB). Bases 34 to 690 code for a protein of 218 amino acids. NCBI's taxonomy places the organism in Eukaryota, Metazoa, Chordata, Mammalia, Carnivora, Mustelidae. The transcript has 3 exons. Gene Ontology annotation, molecular function: filamin binding. Gene Ontology annotation, cellular component: actin filament bundle. The record is from RefSeq and is a predicted model, not a curated record. Gene Ontology annotation, biological process: skeletal system morphogenesis; negative regulation of chondrocyte development; actin filament bundle organization.